AUUGUUGACCACGUCAACUCGAGCCCUGCUUUAGUGCUGACAGCUUAGGAAAAGAGGCAAAGAAAAGACUGACUUCAGAGUAUUUGAGUGCUUGAUUGACCGGACAAUUCCCGACUUGAUCAUCGUGCUUAAUCAUUGGAUUUCACCAUGGACGGCAUGCUCUUGGCUCCUUCUUUGUACGCCAUCAAAGGCAUCGCCAUUCUGGACAAUGACGGUCGACGGAUCUUGGCCAACUAUUACGAUGCGGACGUGUUUCCCGGGAUCAAGGAGCAGAAGGCUUUCGAGAAGAGUCUUUUUGCCAAGACGGCCAAGGCCAACGGCGAGAUCAUCAUGUUGGACGGUCUGACCUGCCUCUAUCGAUCCAAUGUCGACCUCUUCUUCUAUGUCAUGGGAUCUGUCCACGAAAACGAGUUGCUUUUGAUGUCCGUACUGAAUUGCGUGUACGACACCGUGAGUCAGAUCUUGCGUAAGAAUGUGGAGAAGCGUUCGUUAUUUGACCACCUGGAUAUCAUCAUGUUGGCUUUGGACGAGAUCUGUGAUGGGGGCAUCAUCCUGGAGUCCGAUCCCAAUGCCGUGGUGUCUCGUGUGGCUCUCCGGACCGACGAUAUUCCCUUGGGCGAGCAAACGGUGGCUCAGGUUCAAGCCAAGAUUGGGGCCAAGAUGGCGGCCACUUCAGCUGUAUUCCAAUCUGCCAAGGAGCAACUCAAGUGGUCGCUCUUGAAAUGAAUUACCAGGUUGCAUUCAUAUUUAUACACGGAUAUAUACUUCGUGAUGUUCAUUUUUCGUUUUUGAAUUAAAGUUUUUACCUAUUGGAGCAA
This is a messenger RNA of Tigriopus californicus, 818 nucleotides long. It is a transcript of the gene zetaCOP, whose product is annotated as coatomer subunit zeta-1-like. The transcript is spliced from 5 exons. Gene Ontology annotation, biological process: intracellular protein transport; intra-Golgi vesicle-mediated transport; retrograde vesicle-mediated transport, Golgi to endoplasmic reticulum. Lineage: Eukaryota; Metazoa; Arthropoda; Copepoda; Harpacticoida; Harpacticidae. The record is from RefSeq and is a predicted model, not a curated record. Bases 148 to 726 code for a protein of 192 amino acids. Gene Ontology annotation, cellular component: COPI vesicle coat.